AAGUGAAAAAAAGAGAGAUUUUGAUUCAAUUCGUCGAAGGAAAGAAGAAUACGAGGGAUCAACGCGGCGUCUAAUCUGGUUCUGACUCGUCUUCAUCAACUUCGCUUCUAUUUCCAUCGAUUUCAGAUCAGAAAGUGGAAGCUUCAUCGUCGUUGAACCCACCUUCAAGUUGUGACUAACACUCAGCCGAGGCAUGUCUUGUUCAUCAUCGAUUUCAAUGGAAAUUGCAGACAAAGAGACUUCUCAGGAUAAUGUUGAACAGGUUGAAUUGUUGAGUGGAGUUUAUGAUCAUUAUGAUGGAGUCAUUGUAGAAAUGAAGGAAGCUAUGGAUCCAAAGGAGUUUGGCUCCUUGCUUAGAGCUUCACUAUCUCAAUGGAAACAGCUGGGUAAGAGAGGCAUUUGGAUCAAAUUACCUAUUGAACUUGCAAAUCUUAUUGAAGUUGUUGUUAAGGAAGGAUUCGACUUCCACCAUGCCGAAUGCAAUUAUCUAAUGCUUGUACGAUGGAUCGCUGAAACUACUAACAGUCUUCCUGCUAAUGCCUCGCAUCGUGUGGGCAUCGGUGCAUUUGUGAUGAAUAGUAAUCGAGAGCUGCUUGUGGUUCAAGAGCUCAGUGGCAUAUUCAGAGGCUCAGGAGUUUGGAAGUUACCAACUGGAGUGGUUAAUGAGGGAGAGGAUAUUUGUGAAGCAGCCAUUAGAGAAUUAAAAGAAGAGACUGGUGUAAGUAACAACAAGCAAGCAGUUCUAUAUAUAUAUUUUAAAAAAUCAAAUGUUUAUCAGUUUCAUUUGAAUUCCUUUCAGGUUGAUGCCGAAUUUGUAGAAGUGUUAGCGUUCAGGCAAAGCCACGCUUCGUAUUUUACGAAAUCGGAUUUGUUUUUCGUGUGCAUGUUACGACCGUGUUCCUUCGAUAUUCAAAAGCAAGCUUCAGAAAUUGAGGCAGCCAAGUGGAUGCCCAUUGAAGAAUAUGCAGAUCAACCCUUUGUAAAAGAAAACUCGGGUUUUGACUACGUCGCAAAAAUAUGUUUAGCAAGGGCAAACGACAGCUAUACCGGGUUCUCAGCAAAACCCGCAUAUUCUGCCUCUGGGAAAAGGACUUACAUCUACUCAAAACUCGAAAUUUGAACUCACAAUCUGUUAAGAUUCAGUGUACAGAUCAUUCAUUUGUGCAUAGAACAAAAUUUAUUGACUACUGGUUAAUAAGGGGAGGAUUCAAACCUCUAACCUUCUAAUCUUUUAGUCGAGAUUAUAUAUUUCAUGUUAUUUCUCUUCUUUUAUGUUAAAUUUCUCGAGAACUUUUAGUAUCUGAUUUCGUUAGAGCUAGGUUUAGAUUGAUGUUUGAAGUUUAUUUGUUAUCAAUAUUUGGAACUUUUUAUACCGU
Messenger RNA from Cucurbita maxima (winter squash), 1376 nucleotides. RefSeq names its product nudix hydrolase 7-like. NCBI's taxonomy places the organism in Eukaryota, Viridiplantae, Streptophyta, Magnoliopsida, Cucurbitales, Cucurbitaceae. The coding region runs from base 194 to 1120 and encodes 308 amino acids. The record is from RefSeq and is a predicted model, not a curated record. Gene Ontology annotation, molecular function: NAD binding; NADH pyrophosphatase activity; ADP-ribose diphosphatase activity. The transcript is spliced from 8 exons.